Molecule: messenger RNA, 1213 nt
Organism: Sipha flava (yellow sugarcane aphid)
Lineage: Eukaryota; Metazoa; Arthropoda; Insecta; Hemiptera; Aphididae
Product: circadian clock-controlled protein-like
Exons: 4
Coding region: 180-956 (258 amino acids)
Source: RefSeq, a predicted model, not a curated record
UUGCGGCAUCACACAUUCGACGGUUUCAGUUUCAGAAGUAACUUCGGGAAUUCAAGUUUUCCUUAGUUUUUUCAAACUAACAAAUAACCCAAAACAUUGUUCGCACUGUUUCGAUCUGAUAUCGAUUUAGUUUGGAAUUUUUAUUUAUUUUUAAAAGUUUAAUAUUUCCAAUUAAAAAAAUGGCAAAAUCGUUGCUGAUCGUCAGUGCUUUGUUUUUGGCCGUCGUUGCUUCUGUAAUUGCUGCACCCGCUCCGAAGAAACAAAUGUCAUUUAAUUUAUGCAAGAAGAAUGAUCCCAACCUUGACAAGUGCUUGAAAACCUCAUUACAGGCAGUUAUUCCAGAAUUAGGCGAAGGAGUACCGAGAUUGAGGAUUCCAGCCAUUGAACCAUUCGAGCUUCCAUCUUUGGAAAUCGACCAUGGCAAGGGAAGCAGCAAAUCGGUUAGCAUUGACCUGAAGCUUAAAGACGUUAAAAUCAAUGGUUUGACCAGUAUGAUCAUCGACUCGUUGAAAAUCGACGUGGAUAACUACAAGCUUAAUGGAAAGAUUGGCUUCUCCAAACCACUCGAGAUCACUGGCCAAUACACGGUCAACGGAAAGGUGCUCAUAUUGCCCAUCACUGGCAACGGAGCGUGCACCCUUGUUUUGAACGAUCCAGUAUUGGAAGUGAAAGAAGUGACUGGAACUCCAUUCCAAAAGAACGGUAAGACUUUCGUCCAAAUCAAGAAAAUGGACCUGAGGUUGGCGAGCGUCAAGAAAUUGAACGUCAAGUUGGAAAAUCUCUUCAACGGAAACAAACAACUCGGUGAUAACAUGAAUUCGAUCCUGAACGAAAAUUGGGAAGUUCUUCUUGAAGAAUUGCAACCUGCAUUCGAAGAAGCAAUUGCAGCCAUUGCGCAGGAUAUUGUUAACAAGGCAUUGCAAAAGACCGCGUACACAGAUAUAUUCCCUCUGUAAAUCGUCGUCUGCCGCCGAAGUUGUUAAAGUUUCUAUACCAAAAAUGUUUUUUUUUUUUAAAUAUACACGUCGCCGUAAGGAAGUGCUAGAGUAGCUCGACAAAAAUGUCUAAUGUGAUCGACGCUAACGAGAUUGCUCAUACACAUAGUGCCCACUUUCGGAAGACUUGUUAUAUGUAUUAAAUUAUUACGCUUGUCUCAAAAACAUUUGAUGACAUGAUUAUUUAACUAAAAAAACCUAGUGUUUUUUCUAAAUUA